Molecule: messenger RNA, 2249 nt
Organism: Calliphora vicina (urban bluebottle blowfly)
Lineage: Eukaryota; Metazoa; Arthropoda; Insecta; Diptera; Calliphoridae
Gene: Cam
Product: Calmodulin
Exons: 4
Coding region: 255-704 (149 amino acids)
Molecular function (GO): calcium ion binding; enzyme regulator activity
Source: RefSeq, a predicted model, not a curated record
UUAAAGAAAAUUUUACUAAUUUAAACAGUUUUUAUUUGUAAGACUGUUAGCAAAGGUGUGUAGCACUUAAAGGCCGUAAAAGACUUAAAAGAAAAAAAACGCAAGCAUUUUUUUAAUUUAAAUAAAAUAAAAAUCCAGCAAAAAAACCCUAGUAGUUUUCUAAUUCUUUAACAAAGGAUUUUAAACUACUUUCAACUACAACAAACAGCUUUAAUUUUUUUUAGAAAAAAAACCUUAAACACAACACAUUAAAUAUGGCCGAUCAACUAACAGAAGAACAAAUCGCUGAAUUCAAAGAAGCAUUCUCACUUUUCGAUAAAGAUGGUGAUGGCACCAUCACAACAAAGGAAUUGGGCACAGUCAUGAGAUCGCUCGGUCAAAAUCCCACAGAAGCUGAAUUGCAGGACAUGAUCAAUGAAGUCGAUGCUGAUGGCAACGGCACAAUUGAUUUCCCUGAAUUCUUGACAAUGAUGGCCCGUAAAAUGAAGGAUACCGAUAGUGAAGAAGAAAUCCGAGAAGCCUUCAGAGUAUUCGAUAAAGAUGGCAACGGCUUCAUUUCAGCGGCUGAGUUACGUCACGUCAUGACAAAUUUGGGUGAAAAGUUAACAGACGAAGAGGUCGAUGAAAUGAUUCGAGAAGCUGAUAUCGAUGGUGACGGUCAAGUCAAUUACGAAGAAUUCGUGACUAUGAUGACAUCAAAGUGAGCAGCUAAAUUACUUCUUUUUAAGCUUUUCUAUGUUUUUAAGAUGUUGACGAAGACUGUAGCUGGGCGCAUUUACAUCGCGCAAUUGCUGCUGCUAUGGAUAAACAACAACAACAAAAUAUAUUUAAAUGGAGAAACAACAACAACAACCAACACUAUUGAAAUCUUAAAAAUUUAAACAAAAUAUAAAUAUUAUAUAUAUAAAUAAAUUUAAAAAAUGAGUAAAAAAAAAUUACCAAGAAAAUUUUAAAAAAUAACACCUCCCCCUCAACAACAACAACUUAAAACUUAAAUUUAUAAAAAAAACAACAACAAAUAUAUAAAACAACAACAACAUUUAAAUAUAAAUACAAUUAAUAAAUAAAAGAAAAAAUUAAUAAAACAAAACAAAAAACAUUUAAAUUAAAUACAAAAAAACCCAGAAAAUAUAUUAUAAUAAUAAAAUCAAACAAAGAAAAAAAAGAAAAACUUUAUUAUUUAAGCUAAAAAAAUGAAAGAAAACAAACAAAACAGUUGCAAAUUAUUAAAAGUUUUAACAAAAAGCUAAAUAAAAAUAAAAAAAAACUUGGCAGAGAUGGAAAACAAUUGGUUUUACCACAAAAACACUGUUGUUUUCUAAAGCAAAAAAAGGCUCGCUCUCAUUAAUUAAAUUUAAAUUAGCUAUGAAUUAAUUAUUAUUACUAAUUAAUUAAACCUUAAAUCCUCUUUGAUAUUUUUGCAAAAAAAGUUUUUUUUUAAAUUAGCGUUUGAUUUUUCAAGAAAUUUUUUUUCAAUUUUAAAUUUUAUUAAAAACAAAUACAAACCAACAAACAAAGCAAAGCAGUCAGCCUGAAAAGAACUUUUAGUAAUUAAUGUUAAAAACAAUUUCUUAAAUGUUUUUAAUUCUAAUUAAAAUAAAGUUUUUUUUUCUUAACAAAAAAAAAAACACACUUGCAGUCCUCGUUGAUAGUAAGUUAGUUAAAAAAAAUUACAAAAAAAACACUUUUUUUGAAUCAGAUACUUAAAUUUAAUUUAAAUACAAAGAAAAAAAUAAUAAAAUCUAAAAAAAAAUUUAACACUCUUACACUUUCUUAACAUGACUUCUAUUUGCAAAACAAACAAAACAAAAAAUAUUACCGAAAACAAAAUAUAUCUAUAUAUAUAUUAAAAUCCAAAAAAAAAGAUGUUAAAAGAAAAUUUUCAACAAAAAACCAAACACACAUUUAUAUAAAUGUAAUAAUUAAACAAAAACUUUCUCUUACUUUUUACUCGUUUCUAGCUUUAACAAACCAUAAGGCCUAAAAAUUCUAUAAAAAUUCUUAGAUUUCAUUUAAUUUUAAUUAAUACAAAAAAAGAAUGCAUAAUAAUUAUUGUUUAAUAUUCCAAUUACCUACAAUAAUUAUUAUUGUUAACUUCUGUCUAUUUGCUGAUGCGUUUUUAAGGCUUUAAAAACGAGUAACCAACCAACCAACAACAUACUUUUUAUUUAAAACAAAAAAAAAUAAAACAAAAUGAAAAACAAAACUUUAAAUAAAACAAAAAAAUCUUUAAAAAAUCUAAAAACAAA